Rotaria sordida is the source of this 1113-nucleotide messenger RNA. The record is from the annotation of a GenBank genome assembly. Lineage: Eukaryota; Metazoa; Rotifera; Eurotatoria; Philodinida; Philodinidae.
AUGAAAAAUAAAGGUCAACCAAUUGAUUUUGUUGCUCAGCCGUUUACUCCCGCCGUCAAUAACAUUGAGACAGUAGUCGUCAUAGUUAGUGAACUUGCUCAUCAACUUGGCGCCCGUCUCACUUUUACCGAACAAGCCUUUCAAUACGAUGACAGUGACUAUCGAACAGCUUGUGGAGUAGGUAAUCUUGGUAGUAUUCAUUCGAUGAUUGCAGCAGGGGAAAAUCUACAAACAGCCAAAUUUAAAUUACAUUUGAAACUCAACUAUGAUGAUAUUACAUCGUCCGCCCAGAGCCUACGAGAUUUCACUGUCACAUUAAUUAAUGAUCUUGUUGCUAAUGUCGGAUGUAAGAAAGAGUUCAUCAGAGUGUUUUCGAUUAGUCGUGCAUCUUCAAUCAUUGUCGAAUGUGGUAUAACAACGCCAGAAUUCGAAGAAACGAAAAAGUUUGCUGAACAGCUAAAGCAUAAAUUGAAUCACCUAUCACCUAAACAACAACAGAAAAUUUUGCAAUAUUUAAUUCCAGAACCUUAUAAUUAUAAGUUGGAGACAGCACCCACCUUUUUGCAAUUGCAAGAAUCAGAUUUUGAUCCUCGAUACAAUCGUGAUUAUCCUCAUGCUGAAGAAGAAAAGCGAGGCGGACGACCAUACUAUUUUCCACAAGGAUGGUAUCGUCAUGCACUGAACGUUGAAGGUAAAUAUCCAAACGAUCGGUUGUGGCUCGGCAUGAAUAAUUCACCCGGAGAGUGGAUCGUUGCCUAUCAUGGAAGACAAGCGGGUGUUGUCAAAAAUAUUAUAAAUACGGGCCUACAGCACAAAUUUGUCGCCACGGAUGUUUGUAAAGAUGAAGCAAAACAUCAACGGCCUUCUGUUCCCGAUGUCAAAGGAUUGUAUGUUGCAACACAUUGUGAGCGAGGUGCUGCAGAUUAUGCUAAUCCAGGCUUCAAAAUCGAAGGCCCACCAGGCACCUUCAAAACAUAUUACAUUGUAUUUCAAUGUCGGGUUCAGAAUGACAAAUUUACAGAACACCGAAGUCCAGUCCGUGAUGGAUUGGCAUUACGAGUGUUCGAUGAAAAAGCAAUCCGUCCCUAUGGUCUACUCUUGAAAGCAAAUUAA